Messenger RNA from Limanda limanda (common dab), 2465 nucleotides. It is a transcript of the gene mindy2, whose product is annotated as MINDY lysine 48 deubiquitinase 2. The record is from RefSeq and is a predicted model, not a curated record. NCBI's taxonomy places the organism in Eukaryota, Metazoa, Chordata, Actinopteri, Pleuronectiformes, Pleuronectidae. Bases 73 to 2049 code for a protein of 658 amino acids. Gene Ontology annotation, molecular function: cysteine-type carboxypeptidase activity; K48-linked deubiquitinase activity; cysteine-type deubiquitinase activity. Gene Ontology annotation, biological process: protein K48-linked deubiquitination. Gene Ontology annotation, cellular component: cytosol; cell periphery. The transcript has 10 exons.
UUUGGGAGCGAAGCUGCUGCUGCUGCUGCGAUCCAGCUAAAACACAAAUCUGUCGACGGUGCGUGAGGCAACAUGGAGGAAACUGCGAACGUGCACCGAGCCGCCGCCGCCGGGAGCUCCGUGUGCGCCGCGCCGGGGAUGGGCGACGUGUCGGCCGGCGGCGGAGCGAGAGGAGCCGCAGAGACAUGCAGGAGUAGCGCGGCUGCCCUCGGUGCUCCGGCGGCCGCUGGUCGUGGUGACAGCCCCGCGGAGGCUGCUGCUCCCGGCGCCGCUGUCGUCAUGUCCGUCGUCGGGAAGUCUGAGGCGUCGGUGCCGGUCCAGGUGCUCCCCGCGCAGGAGGCUGCGGAGCCCGGGGGCAGCGGGUCCGGCUCCGGGGAGCGGAUCGGUACCGGGACGGGGCAGGACUCGGUGCAGCUGGCCGCAGGAGAUCGAGAGGGUGGCGCCUCAAAGUUAGUAAACAACACCAGCGAUGGAGGGUCCUCGCCUCCCGCAGAGGAGAGCGCGGGUUCGGCUCUUGCGGGAAGCGAAGCGACCAAACCGGCCAAGCCGACGCGUCUGUGUCCGGACAGCGGGACCACGGCGGACCGCAAGUCCGGAGAUCGCACCUUAUCCGAGGGAUUGCCGAGUGGGAGUGACCGCGAUCCCAGCCUCGGCGGAGAGUCCCGAAGCAUCGAUUCCCUCGAGUCCUUCUCCAACCUCAACUCGUGCCCCAGCUCGGACCUGAACAGCGAGGGGCUGGAGGACCGGGGGCUGGCCCUGGCCCUGCAGGGCGAGUACGGGGCCGAGGGCUCGAAGACCGCCUGCAGCAAGGACCGGGCCGCCGGGCAGUCCAUAUACCACAUCAAGUGGAUCAAGUGGAGGGAGGAGAACACCCCGAUCAUCACCCAGAACGAGAACGGCCCGUGUCCAUUACUGGCAAUUAUGAAUGUCCUUCUGCUCGCAUGGAAGGUUAAGAUGCCCCCCAUGAUGGAGAUCAUAACCGCGGAGCAGCUGAUGGAGUAUCUAGGAGACUACAUCCUGGAAACCAAGCCUAAAGAGAUAACUGAGGCUCAGCGGCUAAACUAUGAGCAGAACAUGAGCGAUGCCAUGGCCGUGUUGCACAAGCUGCAGACCGGUCUGGACGUGAACGUGAAGUUCACGGGGGUGCGAGUCUUCGAGUACACCCCAGAAUGCAUUGUGUUUGAUCUGCUGGACAUCCCCCUUUACCACGGCUGGCUAGUCGACCCCCAGAUGCAUGACAUUGUCAAGGCAGUGGGAAACUGCAGCUACAACCAGCUGGUGGAGAAGAUAAUAUCCUGCAAACAGUCAGACAACAGCGAGCGGGCAGGUGAAGGCAUCGUAGCGGAGCAGUUCCUGAGCAGCACAGCCACUCAGCUGACGUAUCACGGCCUAUGUGAGCUCACCUCCACCGUACAGGAGGGCGAGCUCUGUGUCUUUUUCAGGAACAACCACUUCAGCACCAUGAUCAAAUACAAGGGCCAGCUGUACCACCUGGUUACAGACCAAGGUUUCCUGACGGAGGAGAAGGUCGUCUGGGAGAGUCUGCACAACGUCGACGGAGAUGGCAACUUCUGUGACUCCGAGUUCCGGUUGCGGCCGCCCUCCGAUCCAGAGACGGUGUACCGCGGCCAGCAAGAUCAGAUAGACCAGGCCUCUGUAUCUGCAAGAUUGAGCACGGACUACCUGAUGGCGCUGUCACUGCAGCAGGAGCAGCAAAACCAGGACCUACAGUGGGAGCAGCUACCCGAGGGCAUCAGCGACCUCGAGCUGGCGAAGAAGCUUCAGGAGGAGGAGGACCGACGAGCCUCCCAGUACUACCAGGAGCAAGAGCAGGAGCAGGCGGCAGCGGCGGCGGCGGCACAGGGCCAGCAGGAGGCUGCGGAGGGAGAGGAGGCGGAGAGAGGAGGUGCAGGAGCAGGUGGUGCCUCGGCCGGCCCCGGGACGGCAGCAGCAGCUGGAGCCACGCCCAGCCCGGGAAAGCAGUCCUCAAGUGGGGAGCGCAAAACCAAGAAGGAAGCGAAGGAUAAAGACAAAUGUGUUAUUUUGUAACAUACAGCGUGUCUGUGUGUGUGAGUGUGUGUGUGAGUGGGUGUUUUGUGCAUUUGCUAAUCUGUGAGGAAAGGGACAGCAUUUGUUUCUCCGUGGAAUGGACACGCAACUCGGAGCCCCACUGGAUGACAAACAAGGGAAGGAGACAAUUAAGAGGAGACUAGGAGAGGAUUUGCUGUUCCCAAACCACUGGUGCCUGCUAUCCUCUAAACACAGACAUCAGAGGAAGGGACACAACAACAACAACUACCCCUUAUCUUUCGUAGAGUCGGCCAAACUUUGUUACAAGUUGCACAGUGCACUAUAUUUGUGAUGUGGGGUCAAAUUUAUCUGGGUUGGUAUAUUUUAUAGCAAAAAUAUAUAAUCUUAAGAAACAAAAUUUUAUUCUUUCACCAUAAUCUUUUCCAAAAAAACAC